UGCAAACAUUGCCAAUAAUAUUGUGUUAAUAGAACCAGAGUUGCCCCCACACCCUCCCCUUUCUCCACUACGCAAAGAGGAGAGAAGAGAGAAGAGAAGAAGUAAAUCGCAGCGUGCGAGUAUUUAGCAUAUGGCUGUUAAAACAAGUGUCGAUUAUUUUGAGGUUUCAUUGCUAAUUGGAGGUCCAAAGCGAUCAUAAGUUAACAAAAGCAAACAAGGGCAUCUUACAUACUUACAUAUAUACAUACAUAUACGAGUAUGUGUGUGUGUGUGCCUCGAAGAUGGCAAUAAUAACAAAUGCGCUAAUGUAGUGCUGCGCCAGCGCGCCCUAACCUCAAAACUGCGCAACGGUCAAAUUCGCAACUAAAAACAAAAAAUACAAAUAAAAAAGUGCUUAUAAGCAGCAGCUAAAGCUCAAGUCAAAGCCUUCGUUGUUGUUGUGUCUGACAAACUGGCCGUAAUGUGAAACUGGUUCCAACACACUCUCACACACACACACACACACCAACACGUUUGCAAAUUGCAACGACAACAACAAGCACAUAAUAUUCAUAAUAAUAAUAACCAAAGGCAACAACACGCACAGCCGUAAAAGAGUCCAAUUAUUCAACAACAACAAAAAAAUCAUAAUCAACAUUCUGUGCAAAAUUCGAAAAGUGUUAUCGUAAAUCACGUCUUACACAUGACGUCACUGAACAUCAACCUAUUUGGUUGAUCUCUCCAAAAUUCCAAGCGCAUGCGCGCCUUGUGUGUGCGACUGUGUCCGGCUAUGAGUCGCAGACGCUGAAGGCCGCUUCAGCCAAACUGCCUCCCAACACUGAAGCAAAAGAAAAAUAAAAAUACAAAACAACCCACACAUUCACACACACCCACACACACACACAACAUGCACACCUUCAAAUUGGCCCAAAGGCGGGGCCAGUGCCUUUCCCUGCUACUCCUGCUUUUGGCCCACUGCAUAUGUGUUUGGCCCGCCACGGCGCAACGGGACCGUUAUGCGCGCCAAAAUGGCGGCGGCGGCGGCGGCAAACGUCAUCAGGAUAACGAAAGAUAUUUCUAUCGGAAUACCGGCCACAGGCAACGAACCUCGGCUGUCAGGAACAACCCGCCCCUUAUCACUGCACAAGGAGCAGCCAACGAGGAUAAGCACACGGAGUUCGUGAGGGGCAAGAUCUGCAUUGGCACGAAAUCACGCCUAUCUGUGCCCUCGAACCGGGAGCAUCAUUACAGAAAUCUAAGGGAUCGCUACACAAACUGCACCUACGUGGAUGGCAAUUUAGAGCUGACCUGGCUGCAAGAUGCCAAGCUGGAUCUCAGCUUUCUGGACAACAUACGCGAAGUGACGGGCUAUAUACUGAUCAGCCAUGUCGAUGUCACUCGAGUGAUAUUUCCAAAACUUCAAAUAAUUCGCGGCCGUACGCAGUUCAGUCUAAACUAUGAGGAGGAGAAAUAUGCGCUCUUCGCCACCUACUCCAAAAUGAACACCCUGGAAAUGCCCGAGCUGCGCGACAUUCUGCAGGGCUCGGUGGGUUUCUUCAACAACUACAACUUGUGCCACACACGCACUAUUGAAUGGAACGAAAUCAUAUCGGGGAGCAAUGACAACUUCAACUUUACGUACAACUUUACGGCUCCAGAACGGGAGUGCCCCAAGUGUGAUGAGUCCUGCAACCGUGGCUGUUGGGGCGAGGGUCCGCAGAACUGUCAAAAGUUCAGCAAAAUCAACUGCUCGCCGCAGUGUGCGCAGGGCCGUUGCUAUGGACCUCGACCGCGGGAGUGCUGCCAUCUGUUCUGCGCCGGCGGAUGCACAGGACCCACGCAGAAGGAUUGCAUUGCGUGCAAGAACUUCUAUGAUGAGGGAGUGUGUAAGGAGGAGUGCCCGGCGAUGCGCAAAUACAACCCAACCAACUACAUCUUGGAGGCUAAUCCGGAGGGCAAGUACGCCUAUGGUGCCACUUGCGUCAAGGAGUGUCCUAGUCACCUGCUGAAAGACAAUGGUGCCUGCGUGCGCAGCUGCCCUUCCGAUAAAACUGCCAAGGAUGGCGAAUGUGUUCCCUGCAAUGGACCCUGCCCAAAGACCUGUCCCAGCGUCUUGGUUCUGCAUUCGGGCAACAUUGAUUCGUACAAAAACUGCACGGUCAUUGAGGGUAAUAUUCGUGUGCUGGAUCAAACCUUUUCCGGCUUCCAGGACGUCCAUAAGAACUACUCGCUCGGCGAACGUUUCAUACCCAUGCAUCCCGAUCGCCUAGAGGUAUUCUCGACGGUCAAGGAAAUCACGGGAUACUUGGACAUACAAGGCGUACAUCCGGCUUUCAAGAAUUUGUCCUACUUCCGCAAUCUGGAGAUCAUACACGGACGUCAACUGAUGGAGAGCUUUUUCGCCGCCCUCUCCAUUGUCAAAUCUUCACUGAAGAGCCUUGAACUGCGCAGUCUUAAGCGCAUCAACUCCGGCAGCGUCAUGAUACAGCACAACAAAGAGUUGUGCUACGUUGGCAACAUUCAAUGGCGCACCUUGCAAAAGUCCCCAGAUCAGAAGACAUACAUCUAUGAGAACAACAGCGAGUUCAACUGCACCAAAGAGGGUCUCGUGUGCUCGGAUCAGUGUAAUCAUGAGGGCUGCUGGGGUUCUGGAUCCGACCAGUGUCUCAACUGUAAAAAUUUCAACUUCAAUGGCACCUGCAUUGCGGACUGUCGCAACAUAACUAAUGCCUACCAGUUUGAUUCGAAAACCUGCAAGAUGUGCCACCCUGAGUGUCGCACCUGUUCCGGUCCCGGACCCGAGCACUGCGACGAUUGCGUACAUGUGCGUGACGAGCAACGUUGCGUCACUGUCUGCCCACAGGACAAGUAUUCGGACUAUGGAAUUUGUCGUAAGUGCCACGCCACCUGCGAGGGCUGCACAGGUCCGAAUAAUACCAUUGGCCCCGGGGGCUGCAAGACCUGCAACUUGGCGAUUAUCAACAACGAUGCCAGCAUCGAGCGAUGCCUGAUGAAGGACGACAAGUGCCCCGAUGGCUACUACUGGGAGUAUGUGAAUCCACUAGAGCAGGCUUCGCUCAAACCACUUGCCGGAAAGGCUAUUUGCCGAAAAUGUCAUCCGCGCUGCAAAAAAUGCUCCAACUACGGCUUUCACGAGCAGGUUUGCUCGGAGUGUGCCGGCUACAAGCGUGGCGAGCAGUGCGAGGACGAGUGUCCGCCGGACCACUACGCUGACGAGGCUCUGCACGAAUGCUUCGAAUGCCAUCCCGAAUGCAAGGGCUGCACUGGUCCUGGCGCCGAUGAUUGCUUGGCCUGCCGCAACUUUAAGCUCUUUGGUGAAAGCGACUCUUACGACAACUCCACCUUAUUCAACUGCACAUCCAAGUGCCCGCUGGAAUUUCCACACAUCAACUACCAGUCGCUCAAUUUGGGACCAUUCUGCGCCUCGAGUCCGCCCAAGGGCUCUAAGCUGAGUGCUGCCUUCGACUCGAACAUGAUUAUGAUCAUUGUGCUGUCUGUAUGCUUGAUUCUCGGCAGCGGCCUCUUCAUCAUCGGGUACAUUUACUAUCAGAAGUCCAAGGCUAAGAACGAUACGGUCAAAAUGACAAUGGCCCUCUCCGGCUGCGAGGACUCUGAACCACUGCGUCCCUCCAACAUCGGCGCCAAUCUCUGCAAACUACGGAUCGUAAAGGAUGCCGAGUUGCGCAAGGGCGGUGUACUUGGCAUGGGCGCUUUCGGACGUGUGUUCAAGGGUGUGUGGGUGCCGGAGGGCGAGAAUGUUAAGAUACCAGUGGCCAUCAAGGAAUUGCUGAAGUCGUCCGGUGCCGAAUCGAGUGAGGAGUUCCUGCGCGAGGCUUACAUAAUGGCGUCCGUGGAGCAUGGAAACCUGUUGAAGCUCCUAGCUGUGUGCAUGUCCUCGCAGAUGAUGCUGAUUACCCAGCUCAUGCCUCUGGGCUGCCUGCUCGACUAUGUGCGCAACAAUCGCGAUAAGAUUGGCUCCAAGGCGCUGCUCAACUGGUCCACACAAAUAGCCAAGGGUAUGUCCUAUCUGGAGGAGAAGCGUCUGGUUCAUCGGGAUCUAGCCGCUCGCAAUGUCCUAGUACAAACGCCUUCCCUGGUGAAGAUCACCGACUUCGGUCUGGCCAAGCUACUCAGCAGCGACUCGAACGAGUACAAGGCAGCUGGCGGCAAGAUGCCCAUAAAGUGGCUAGCCCUGGAGUGCAUACGUCAUCGCGUCUUCACCAGCAAAUCGGAUGUGUGGGCCUUCGGCGUUACCAUUUGGGAACUGCUUACCUUUGGCCAACGACCGCACGAGAACAUACCCGCCAAAGACAUACCCGAUCUCAUUGAGGUGGGCCUGAAGCUGGAGCAGCCGGAGAUUUGCUCCCUGGACAUCUACUGCACGCUGCUCUCCUGCUGGCACCUGGACGCCGAAAUGCGUCCCUCGUUCAAGCAGCUGACCACGGUAUUUGCGGAAUUCGCCCGCGAUCCGGGUCGCUACCUGGCCAUACCCGGUGACAAGUUCACGCGUUUGCCCGCCUACACGAGUCAGGACGAAAAAGAUCUCAUCCGCAAGCUGGCGCCCACAACCGACGGGCCCGAGGCCAUGGUCGAGGCUGACGACUAUCUGCAGCCAAAAGCAGCACCCGGUCCCAGUCACCGCACAGACGGCACCGAUGAAAUCCCCAAACUCAACCGAUACUGCAAAGAUCCCAGCAACAAGAACUCUAGCGGCGAUGAUGAGACCGAUUCAAACGCUCGUGAGGUGGGCGUUGGAAAUCUGCGACUUGAUCUACCCGUCGAUGAGGACGACUACCUUAUGCCCACGUGCCAGAGCAGUAGCAACAACAAUAACAACAACACCAUCAAUCCCAAUAACAACAUGCAGAAUGGCCUGAGCGCUGCAGCCACCGCCGGCUACAUGGAUCUCAUUGGUGUGCCAGUCAGCGUCGACAAUCCCGAGUACUUGAUGAAUGCGCAAGCACUAAGCUCCGGCGAGGCGCCGAUUCCCACCCAGACCAUCGGCAUUCCCGUCCUAGGGGUGCCCAGUACGAUGGAGGUGAAGGUGCCGGGCUCGGAGCCCACCAGCUCCGACCAUGAGUACUACAACGAUACACAGCGGGAGCUGCAGCCUCUGCAUCGCAAUCGCAACACUGAGACGCGUGUCUGACACGCAAGCGAGGGGAACCGAGCGAACCGAGCGAACUGAGCGAACUGAGGAAAUGAGCGGCGAAGGCCGAUCCACUGCCAAAAACAAAAACACAUGGAAUAUCUUGCCACGGGCACGGCCCAGAACCCAAGUGCCUUUUUCGGAUGCGAAUGCGAAUGCAGAUGCAGAUGCAGUUGCAGUUGCCAAGCUGCUGCUCCAGAUGUGCCUUUGAAUGCUGUUAUCAUAGAUGGGACCCUUGGGUCCUUGUAAACGAAUAGUCUAGUUGUACAUUACUACCAAUACUACUUACUCGUAGCGUACUUAGCCAGUCCCAGAAUAGACACACCUAUUCUUAGUUGUACAAUUCAUGUGCAUAUGCCUCCUAAUCGAUAUGUUACUCUUAGCCGUAGCCAGCAAAUGUAAUUACGAGAACAAAACACCGAUAGUGCAUUUCUUAGACGCCUCCAGCCACCGACGAUUUUGGCCCUCGAGGCCCGCGGUCAGGUAACAGGCACACACUAAGCUAAACUUAUUUCUAGUUUAAAAAGUGGAUUUCUGUAGCCGCUGACAAAUAUUCAUACUGAUGUUGUUCUAGCCCCUAGUUUCCAACUGUGAUAUAGUUUUAGGCGAGGACUUUUAAUUAUAUUGGUAUACUUAAAUCUAAUAGGAAGACGUCCCACAAAGAAUACUUUCUAGACAACGUUUACUAUUUGUACAAUUAUAGCCGAUUCGAUUUCGAUUCACAAUCCGCCAACCCUUGCAAUAAAACGAAAACUGUUUAAUAGCAACUUAAUGCCGAGCGUGCCAUGCAAAUGCGAUUCCCCACAAGGUUUUUAAUGCAUACUACUUAUCUUCUUAUUUCUUUUUUUUAACUUGGCACAAAACGAACACACUGAUUUAAAUGUAAGCGAAUCAGCAUAGGCUACAAAAUGUUGAUCAAAGAUUUAAAUGAAAAUUGUAAAUUAGUAUACAUAAUAAUUAUGAUAAGCUA
Molecule: messenger RNA, 6119 nt
Organism: Scaptodrosophila lebanonensis
Lineage: Eukaryota; Metazoa; Arthropoda; Insecta; Diptera; Drosophilidae
Gene: Egfr
Product: epidermal growth factor receptor
Exons: 5
Coding region: 887-5149 (1420 amino acids)
Biological process (GO): multicellular organism development; cell surface receptor protein tyrosine kinase signaling pathway; positive regulation of kinase activity
Cellular component (GO): signaling receptor complex; basal plasma membrane
Molecular function (GO): transmembrane receptor protein tyrosine kinase activity; ATP binding
Source: RefSeq, a predicted model, not a curated record